AGCAGCCUGAAAUAAUCUGAAACACGCAAACAAUUCAUAGAGCACAGACAAACUCAGAGAGGCUGCAGAAAUCUGACCAACCGGUAAGAAAUAUGACCACUCUGCUCACCGGUAUCAUCUGUAGCCUUACAGUUUUAGGUAGCGUUAUGGGAGACGUGUUUACCCUGGACGGUUAUGUUGGAGGGCAGAUUCAGGUCAGAUGUCCUCAUCAAUUUGCCCACGACAAUAUCAAGUAUUUCUGCAAUGCAGAAUGUAAGCAUAAAAAAGAUGUUAUCAUUAAAAGUGCAACAAACCACAAUACAGUCACCAGGGGGAGGUAUUCAUUAUUUGAUGAAGGCUCAGGAGUCUUCUUUGUGACCAUCUCUAACCUGAAGAAAUCAGACUCUGGGACUUACUGGUGUGGAGUGGAAAGAGUAAUUAAAGACACAUUUCAUAAGGUGAUCCUAAAGGUCCUGGACGCACCCACUUCUCGCACAACACCAAGACUCACAGACUGGAGCACAUCUCAGGCAAUAGAGCCGAGGGUAAUGGCAGAUUCAGAAACAUCCACCACAACCACAGCCAUACCUGUAAUAACUACAACCACAGCAAAUACAUCUGAUAAGAAAGAGCUUAUUCAUAUAGGUGCUGGUCUGGCCGCUCUGGUGCUGCUUUUAGUCAUUUUCCUUUUCAUACUGAUACAACAAAGUAAACAAAGGAAAGCUACAGUACAACCGACUGAGAAGGCUCAGCACACUGAGAAUGUUGUUAAAUACUCCUCAGCAAACACGUCCUCCUCAGUCAAUCAGAGGACAAGUCAGAGCAUUCAGGACACUCCUGUGGCCAGCAGGGGGUCUCACUCAGAUCCCAGCUCUACUGUAUAUGCCAACUUUACACCUUCUCAUGACUCUCUUAGUUAUGCAACUGUCAGAUUUGCCAAUCAAUCUGAUGACCUCAAUUACUCCAACGUCAUCUUUGUCAAAGAAAGUGAUGCCAAUACCAGCCACUCAAAGAAGUCUGAAGUGGACACAGCCAGAUCUUCAUCACCACUCUACGCAACUGUUAAGCCCACAAACACUUCACACUCCGAUCAAGAUACAAAUGCAGUCGUAUAUUCUACUGUACACAAGGUAGAGUAAAAGUAGAGCUUAUCUGCAAUACUCAUGUAAACCAUGGAAAGACUUACUGUCUUCCAGCCAUUGAGUAAAACACCAGCAUGUACGUACUUGUGUUUGAAAAUGCCUGACUUCGAACGCACAUUUGAAGUGACUGAUUUAGCACAAAUGGGCUAAAGUCUUGGUUCCUCUCUUUCACACCUGUUUGAAGAGUCUGCUGUUAUUUAAGGAUUAAUCACAAAAGUCAAGGUUUUGGGCCUCAUUCACAAGUAUAUAAGUUUUUUUCAUAAAUGUGUUCUUGAGGAAGUCGUCUUGAUGACGUCUUCUUAAACUGCAGAGUUGUGAGUGUGUGUAGAUUCUGUUCGUACCUAAGAACAAAUCCCAAAUAAGAAAACAUGGAUGAAUGUCAGAAUCUUUGUGAAAACUAUGUGUGUGUUUUAAGAGAAAAACGUCUUCUUAAGAACAGUUUUGAAUGAGGCCCAUUGUCGGGUUUAGGGGAGUUAAUAAAACGGACACAUUGAGAAAUGAAGAUGGAGGAGAUGACCAUAUUCUCAGAAGCAUUAUUAAAUGUAUGGCAGAGUUCAUUUGAGUAUGAAAUAAGCUUAUAUUGGUGGGGAAGUUGAGCCUAUAAUAAUGGCGAGAUAAGGUCAAAUUCAAUCUCAACCACAAUUCUUUUGGAGCUCUUGUUGUCAGGUGUAAUACCUGUCCUCACCACCAGAGGUGAGCCUCACCUGAAUACUUAUGUUCUCCCUGAUCCCUCACCUGCAGCUCACUUCACCUGCCUAUUUAAGGACCUUCAGUGCAUUGACUCAGUGUGAAGUAUUGCCAGUUUACCUGCAUACCGAGCCUCAUCUCCUCAUUGUUUAUGGUUUUGGAUUGCCUUGACCCUUUUCUGUACUCUUUGACUGCUUCUGGAUCUCCCUUUUGCUGGUUUUGAACUUUUCUAGUGUUUUGACUUUCGGACUGUUUUUGACUCCGACUCUGGUUUUUGUGUUUUGGGUUAAACGGGAUUAUGGGUUCUAAUCAUGACUCACACAGUCAGAAUUACUUGCACUUCUGUUGCUUCUGUACAACAGUACUGAGUGAAUGUGUUUUAUUCUUGUAUAAAAUUGAUGAAGCUCUGAAAAUAAAGCUUGAAAAGUGAGAA
This is a messenger RNA of Pygocentrus nattereri (red-bellied piranha), 2241 nucleotides long. RefSeq names its product CMRF35-like molecule 8. The record is from RefSeq and is a predicted model, not a curated record. Bases 93 to 1118 code for a protein of 341 amino acids. The transcript is spliced from 6 exons. Lineage: Eukaryota; Metazoa; Chordata; Actinopteri; Characiformes; Serrasalmidae.